Phytophthora nicotianae INRA-310 is the source of this 438-nucleotide messenger RNA. RefSeq lists its product as hypothetical. Lineage: Eukaryota; Oomycota; Peronosporomycetes; Peronosporales; Peronosporaceae. The coding region runs from base 1 to 438 and encodes 145 amino acids. The record is from RefSeq and is a predicted model, not a curated record. The transcript has a single exon.
AUGUCGCGGCCGCAACAAGUACAAGGAGUGCACAGUAAUAUGCAGCCUACUCUACCGCUGGCCGUCGCUGGAAACGCUGCUACCCAGCAUCAGCCAGUGCUCUACAUGCUCGUGGAAGCUGUUACAGCAGCUCAAGAUGCUGCGAUAAGUACCGAUGCUGCUGGGACUCGAGCUCGAGACACCCACAAGUCGACGAGUGGCCAGCAGUUUCUAAUUCCGGUUUCGCAUCUUCAGUACGCCGUCGCCCCACUUUCCCAGUCGAUCCAAGUGGUGUCUGCGCCUUCUUCGUUGCACCCUCAGCUUCAGGCUCAAGCAGCAGAUCAUACCUUAACUUCAGGUGCAACUGAGGCGAAUUUGUCUCGGAACUCCGUUGUUCACGAGGGCAGCAAUGGAGAAGCCAGUGGCGGAGAUAACAGCGCUGGCAACCGCGAGCCGUAA